This is a messenger RNA of Spathaspora passalidarum NRRL Y-27907, 914 nucleotides long. It is a transcript of the gene RCE1, whose product is annotated as CAAX prenyl protease. Gene Ontology annotation, cellular component: endoplasmic reticulum membrane. Gene Ontology annotation, biological process: CAAX-box protein processing. Gene Ontology annotation, molecular function: metalloendopeptidase activity. The record is from RefSeq and is a predicted model, not a curated record. The transcript has a single exon. Bases 21 to 791 code for a protein of 256 amino acids. NCBI's taxonomy places the organism in Eukaryota, Fungi, Ascomycota, Pichiomycetes, Serinales, Debaryomycetaceae.
ACACACUCUCUCCCCCACAAAUGCUUUUGCUCACUCUAGCCAUUGCAUUUCUGUACUUUGUUGUGAUAUACAUCAACCAACCAAAACACCUACCAAGUGAUAGAAAUGACUUACGUGUGAUCAAAUUUAGAUUUUACCGAAUAACCCAGCUAUGUUUAUUCCUUUUGGUGGUGGUUCCGUACCUUGUGCCUGGAAAUUACACUGACAAUCUCCGUUCUCUUGGACUUUUUCCGGGAUACUCCAACACCCACAGUGUGUUAACUGAUUUGUCCCAUAUCGUACGAACCAUUGUGUUUCUUAUAACAAUAUAUUGUUCGUCGGUGUACCAAUACAUUAUCGGAGAUAUCGUAUUUAUUGACAGCGAAGCCCAUGUGAUGCACCAUAUACGAGAUUAUGGGUUUGCCCCUGUAACUGAAGAGUUUAUCUACCGUGGCAUAAUUAGUCUAGUCGUGCACGACACCCACGCGAAAUAUACCCCUUUUCUAUUUGGAGUAGCACACUUACAUCACGCGUUUCACUUGUAUAGACAAGGGUACCCCGUAGGUCAAGUAGUGACAACCAGUGUAUUUCAGUUGGGGUACACUUCUAUAUUUGGUUACGUUGCUAAUAUGAUUUAUUCAACUAGUAGUAACUUGUGGUGUGUGAUUGUGCUCCAUGCAGGAUGCAAUUUGUUUGGUGUUCCACUGGUAAAUGUACAUGGAACUAGACUUCAAAGAGGGGUUUACCACUUACUAAUACUCGUGGGGAUAGCUGGUGCAUAUAUAGAGCUUACAAAGUGGUGGUGGCACUAGGAGAAGAUUUAAACGCUCGUGUUAGCUGUUAUAUCAUAACGCCACAUAUUAAUAACGUUACAUAUUGUUUAGAAAUCUAGACGAAGUUAAAACCACCCGCAAUCUAAGCCAAAUCAGGAAAUC